CUGCGAUAUUUCGAUAAUAAAACGAGCUGAAAUAUGUUUAACACCCAUUCUACGGUUCAUAUGGUGUGUUUCUAGUCAUAUUUGUUUGAAUACAGCUGACAAAAAGUUAAUAAAAUAGCGUUUUCAGUGAAGGUGGAGCAGUUGGAUGGUGUGCUAACUAACUUAGCAUUGGGCGUUUUGGUGGAAAGUAGAGAGAGCAGCUAACGUCUAAACUUUAAUAUUAAUAAAAAAUAAUGUUUUUAAAACAGAAACGCGGCGGUAUAGACGUGAUGUGCUGUUAUUUAUUAAUAAAAUGAAGUUAUAAAAUAUGUUAUGAAAAGUCAACAGGAAAUAUAUGACCAUAUUUGGGGACGUGGCUAGUAGUAGCCUGGUGGCUAAGGGCUAAGCUAACGUAGCUAACUAAUGCUAACGCUAUCAAGGCUAACUAUGCUAAAUGCGAUUUUUAUUGGUAAUAAAACGAGCUGAAAUAUGUUUAACACCCAUUCUACAGUUCAUAUAGUGUGUUUUUACUCAUAUUUGUUUGAAUACAACUGACAGAAAGUUAAUAAAAUAGUGUUUUCAGUGAAGGUGGAGCAGUUAAAUGUGUGCUAACUAACUUAGCAUUGGUAGUUUUGGUGGAAAGUAACUAGUUAGGUACAUUUAUACACAUAUUUUUUUACACUUAAACACUAUAUAUAUAUAUUAGUCUACAAAACACUACAUCUAUAUAGUAUGAUAGAGUAGUACUAGUACAUGUACAGUAGUACAUUUAAAAGAAAAAUAGUAUAUUUUAACUCCAGUUUAACUCUUUAGUAGGUUAAGAUAUGAUGCACUUUAGCAGUAUAUGAGGUGGUUUCAUGUUAAUGCAUCAAUAUAUGAAUAAUACAUAUACAGAGUACAGGUUUAGAAUACAUGCUUGCUCACAGUGCAGGUACAUCUGUAGAGAUGUCCAGCGUACACACAGUGUUAGUCUUUGCUCUGGUAGCAGCAGUCAGUGUCACACCUGUAUACGCCCUCGAGUCCUGCCAAAGUACUGACCGUGACUGCCACGGUCAUGACAAAAAAACGUCACCAGACGCCAUCAGAUCCAGGUGGAACGUGAAUGCUUCAAACCUCAUGCAGGAUCUGGACCAAUUCAGCGUGUCCUGCACGAAGCUUAUAGAUGCAUUCCCGUUAGACGAAGUCGAUGGAAACUUUGUUCGCACUGUGAAGAACUGCAUCUUCUCCAAAUCCAUCCCAACCCCGCUGAAAGGCCCGUUAAGACUGGCAGCAGUCUCCAAGGACGUCCUUGAGGGGAUCUUAAACGUAGACAUGGCUGUAACGCAGUCUGAGGAGUUCCUGCAUUACGCCAGUGGUGGCAAGCUGCUGCCAGGAUCUGUACCGCUUGCACACAGAUAUGGAGGUCAUCAGUUUGGCUACUGGGCAGGUCAGCUGGGCGAUGGUCGAGCACAUUCUCUGGGUCAGUAUACCGACAGGAACGGAGGAAUAUGGGAACUGCAGCUCAAAGGCUCUGGCAAAACACCUUAUUCGAGGUCAGGAGACGGCCGAGCUGUGAUCCGUUCUUCCGUCAGGGAGUUCCUGUGCAGUGAAGCCAUGCAUUUCCUGCAUGUUCCAACCAGCAGAGCUGCCAGUCUAAUCGUGAGUGACGAGCCGGUGAUGAGGGAUCAGUUCUACAAUGGCAACGUGAACACAGAGAGAGGAGCUGUUGUUCUCCGGUUAGCAAAGUCGUGGUUUCGGAUUGGCUCUUUGGAAAUUUUAUCUCAAAGUGGAGAGAUAGAUCUCCUGAGAAAGCUGUUAAACUUUGUGAUCGAUGAGCAUUUUUCUUCAAUCGGUUCAGAUGAUCCAGAUAAAUAUUUGGUGUUUUACUCCACAGUUGUAAAUGAAACAGCACACCUGAUUGCCCAGUGGAUGUCGGUUGGGUUUGCACAUGGCGUGUGCAACACGGACAACUUCAGUCUCCUCUCCAUCACCAUCGACUACGGACCGUUUGGCUUCAUGGAGUCGUAUAACCCCGAUUUCGUCCCCAACACGUCCGACGAUGAGGGCAGAUACAGCAUAGGAGCUCAGGCCAACGUCGGGCUGUUCAACCUGGAGAAGCUCCUGACGGCUCUCAGUCCCGUGCUCACUAAGAAACAGCAGAAAGAGGCUAACGUUAUUUUAAAAGGAUAUGUUCAUAUUUACCAGAUGAGGUUUCACCAGCUAUUUAAAGCUAAACUGGGGCUCCUCCGCGAUGAGGAGGACGAUGGCUACCUCAUCGCCUUCCUGCUUAAGAUGAUGGAGGACACACAGUCAGACUUCACCAUGACCUUCAGGCAGCUCGGUGAAGUUUCAGCGCAGCGGCUUCACAACGGGAACUUCACACAGAUGUGGGCUCUUGAAGACUUGUCCUCCCACCGGCUCUUCUCCGACUGGCUCAGCAUGUACCUGCUCCGGCUUGGCAGACAGCAGAAUGAUCACGACUUGGAUCGUCAACACAGGAUGAACAAUGUAAAUCCUCGAUAUGUGCUGAGGAACUGGAUGGCAGAGUCUGCUAUAAAGAAAGCAGAGAUGAAUGAUUUCUCUGAGGUGGAGCUGCUGCACCACAUCCUGUCCUCUCCCUUUGUUACACAAGAGACUGCAGAGGAGGCGGGCUAUGCAGCAAGACCUCCACUGUGGGCUAAGAGGUUAAAGGUCAGCUGUUCCUCAUGAGCGACUCCCGGAUUGAGCAAAAUACUAAAAAUGAAGACAGAUCACGACCGAGCUGAGCUCUUGUGGUUCAUGUUGGAAACUUUCGGUCAUGCUGGUGGAAUAUAUUUGGUCCAAAAUGUCAAGGUCACACCUGUUUAAUGUUAUUUUCUACUGAGAUUACCAACCAUGUGUGGAAACAGUGACCAACAAAGAUGAAAUACAGUUCUGAGAGCCACAAAAUAAUUAAACUGUGAUUGUAUUUCGACUGUUUGACAGCUACACACAUCUUGUAAUUGCAACUUGUAAACAAUAAAUACAAAGGUGCUACUGUGGAGGCUUGUCAGCGCGACAUUUCACCCAGUUCACAUACAGUAUACACACAUCAAAGCUUUAAAGUGGGAAAUAGGUCCAGUCCUUUUUACAUAGCUGACUUUACAGCAUUUCUGAGGCAUGAUAUUGAUUAUGAGAUGGUUUCCAGGAAGGUCGAUCCAUCGAGUAGGUUGUACUCUAUGACGGGAAGAAGAGUCGAUCAUUCAGUCCACACAUUCUGUAUGCCACCAAGAAUUGUGUAACUUUUAGGUCCAUUACCAAAAAUAAUAACAUAUAAUCACCU
Molecule: messenger RNA, 3259 nt
Organism: Larimichthys crocea (large yellow croaker)
Lineage: Eukaryota; Metazoa; Chordata; Actinopteri; Sciaenidae
Product: UPF0061 protein YdiU
Exons: 19
Coding region: 892-2667 (591 amino acids)
Source: RefSeq, a predicted model, not a curated record